Molecule: messenger RNA, 534 nt
Organism: Lactuca virosa
Lineage: Eukaryota; Viridiplantae; Streptophyta; Magnoliopsida; Asterales; Asteraceae
Source: the annotation of a GenBank genome assembly
AUGAAAAUUCAGAAAAUUCUAAUUCAGGUUUUUGACAGAAGUGAUUUGAUUCUGACGGGAGUUGGAGUUUUUGACAGAAUUUUGAAUUUGGCUGGAUUUGACAAGUACGAAAUGGGUUAUCGCCUUAUCGCAAAGGUGUUUGAGGUUGGCACAGUUGCAGCCCAGUUAAGCCUCUACUUUUUCAUCUUUCCAACAGAAAUACUUUUUUGCUAAACAAUAUAUUACCUCUUUGCCCUCCGGACCCAUUUAUGCGUGUGGAACCAAAACAUGAAGAGUUGAACCGGGUUCAUCAAAAUGCGCUUCAUUGGACUGAUGUUUACUGGGUUUUUUUGCAUAUCUUAGAACAAAAAUACUAAAAUAGGCCAAUGUAUUUUCAUUUUAAUGUUUAGCUUUAUGUAAUUUGGAUCCUUUUAUCAGCAAAGGACAAUGUCCUUUAUUUUUAUUAUUUUAAGCAUCAAAAUUGUAAAAGGGCGAAUUGCAGAGAAUAGCAACAUAUUUAACUGUGGCUACCAAUUAAGACAAUCUACUAUACAU